Polyodon spathula (Mississippi paddlefish) is the source of this 1923-nucleotide messenger RNA. RefSeq names its product phosphatidylinositol glycan anchor biosynthesis, class M (gene pigm). The transcript has 6 exons. Gene Ontology annotation, biological process: GPI anchor biosynthetic process. The record is from RefSeq and is a predicted model, not a curated record. Gene Ontology annotation, cellular component: glycosylphosphatidylinositol-mannosyltransferase I complex; membrane. Gene Ontology annotation, molecular function: GPI mannosyltransferase activity; alpha-1,4-mannosyltransferase activity. Bases 425 to 1696 code for a protein of 423 amino acids. NCBI's taxonomy places the organism in Eukaryota, Metazoa, Chordata, Actinopteri, Acipenseriformes, Polyodontidae.
CUUAGCAGAGUGUUUGCGACAAGGAUUUUUUUUAACGUUGAUUUGGGCUUAUAUUCGCUAUAAGACGGUAAUGUUUUGAAUGAGGCGUCCCCUGGUUACCCGAGAACUGCAGAGAUCGAUCAUGUGACAGUAUACCAUAUAACCUACUUUUCACUUCCUGGUGUUUGAAUGGAACGAAUUCCAUAUGAUGAUAACUUGUGUUUCCAGAUUUGCCAAAACAGCCUCAAGGAUAUUUGCAGUAACUGUCAACAGAGGAUUCUUGAAGUUUAAAUGCAGUAGAUUUCAGAAUGACAAAGACAGUAACACUUGGAGUGGAAACUUUCAACUAAUUUAAUUUAAAAUAAAUAACAAUAUACUGUGUAUCAUGAAAGAGCAAUCAGCAGUGCAGGAUUAUGGUUUUUAAAAACAUUCUGACCUUUGUGAAAUGGCUGCAUAUUUGACAACCGACUGGACAUUGGCUUUUUUGAAGAAGCGAAUUUUGUUCAGCACAGCUUUCUUAAUCAGAAUUGUUCUGGUGUUCUAUGGAGUCUACCAGGACAAAACAAUGUUGGUCAAAUACACAGAUAUCGACUAUCACGUUUUCACUGACGCAUCAAGAUUUAUUACCCAGGGAUCUUCCCCAUAUAAAAGAGCCACAUACCGUUACACCCCUUUGCUGGCAUGGAUCCUAAUUCCCAACAUCUACCUCACAGCCCUCUUUGGGAAGCUGUUAUUUGUAAUCUGUGAUGUCAUCUCCGCUUACCUCAUGUACAGUAUCCUGCAUUUCAGGGGAAUGGGCAAUGACAAGGCAUGCCGGUACUGUGCACUGUGGCUCCUUAAUCCCUUGCCGAUAGCUGUAUCCAGCCGAGGGAAUGCAGAGUCUGUUUUGGUAGUCCUGGUGGUUGCUACAUUGUAUUACAUGGAAAGUAGAAGUCUGGUGAAAGCAGCUGUGUGCUAUGGUCUAUCUGUGCACAUGAAGAUUUAUCCAGUGACAUAUGCACUACCGAUAGCCCUUUCUCUUCAGACACUAAAGGAUCCAGAAACAGAAGCACUGGGGAACAAAGCCAGCCCUCCAUUGUCGAAAAGAAUUCACAAGAUUUUCUCAAGACUGCUAAACAGAGACUUGCUGGUCUUUGCUGUCACAGCUGGGGGAACGUUUUCUGCGCUCAGCCUCAUUUUCUAUUCCAUGUAUGGCUGGGAAUUUCUGGAACACACUUACUUGUAUCAUCUGACUAGGAGAGAUAUCCGUCACAACUUCUCUGCUUACUUCUACAUGCUGUAUUUGACUGCGGAAAGUGAGUGGAGCCUUGCCCUGGGACUGGCUGCAUUCCUGCCACAGCUUCUGCUGCUUCUUCUCACAUCCUUCGCCUAUUACAAAGAUUUGACCUUUUGCUGCUUCCUACACACUGCGGUUUUUGUCAGCUUUAACAAAGUUUGCACUUCACAGUACUUCCUAUGGUAUCUUUGUUUGCUGCCGCUGGUGUUGCCCUCCCUGACACUGUCAUUGAAACAAGGACUAGGGCUCCUCUUCCUGUGGUUUGCUGCACAGGGACUGUGGUUGGCACCUGCAUACUACUUGGAGUUUGAAGGACACAAUACUUUUCUACUCAUCUGGCUGGCAGGAUUGUUCUUUCUGUUCAUCAACUCCCUUAUUCUUGUACAGAUAAUCUCUCAUUACAAACAAUGGAAUGCUCUGCAAAAAACAAAAAGUGUCUAAUAAAAAUAGACAUGUGACAGAGAAAUUAGCAGUGCUGGAUGAUAUUUAGAAAAACCUAAAAAAUAGUAAAUAAUGUAUUUGUUGUACUUAUUCUUCAGCUAGUAUACUUAAGUGCAAAUAUGUAUUUUGUUAUCAGCGGCAAAAUACCAAAGACUUCAGAUAGAUUACACCGUGUAAUAAUUUUUUUUUUUUUUUUUUUGUUCCUGGGUAGUAAGUGUUAUUUCCUA